AUAGAGGCAGGGAGUGUGUGAGAGAAAGAGAAGGAGAUGUGUGUGUUUAACUGCUCGUCUUCAGGCCCUGAGAUGUUCUGAUGGGUGAGGAGCUAACAGCUCAGAGGGUUUAUUAAGUGGGCCAGUUGCCAUAGCGACGCUUUGGCAGGAUAUUGCCAGGAUAAGCUGUAAUGGGUCUCCUGACGCAGUUCACUCUGCUGCUGUGGAAGAACUUCACUCUGCGGAAGAGACAAAAGGUGCGUCUGGUGGUGGAAGUGAUCUGGCCUCUUUUCCUCUUCUUCAUCCUGGUUGGGGUGCGCUCCACCAACAAGCCUGUGUUUAAAGGACAAUGUCACUACCCAAACAAAGCCAUGCCCUCGGCCGGCGUGCUGCCCUGGCUGCAGGGGAUGAUGUGCAACAUCAACAACCCCUGUCUGAACUCCCCCACCCCGGGGGAGACACCGGGACAAGUCAACAACUUCAACAACUCCAUAGUUGCUGGGAUGUUAGUGGAGCUGCAGACGCUGGUGGUGAACAGAUCUAUUCUCAGCAAGGCUCUGCUGCUGGCAGACGACCUGGAGCAGUGGGACUCCGUCCUGUCCCAGACCAACGCUGCCAAGGCUCGGCCAGUGAUCCUGAAGAGUCUUCUCAGAGACAAUGAAACCUUCUCCGCUCAUCUGGAAGAGGACUUGUCGGUGCCUCCAUCAGUCGUCCAAAGCCUCCUGAACGCUCAGAUUAAACUCAACCCAAUGAUGAGCACCCCGCGGCCCGGCGACCUGCAGAGCGUCCUGUGUGAGGGGACAGAUCUAGACGAGUACAUCCAGUUUAGCACCGCGUCAGAGAAGGAGACUUUCCAAAAUGUCAGCUGCUUCCUCGAUCCUCAGCAGCUGCUCAACGCUCAGAGAGUUCUGCUGACAAACCUGGACGGGAGGAAAGUUUUCUCAGAGGUGCCUGCAGCUCUGGAUCUGAAUGCAGCAGACACCGCCUCCCUGUUGGGGAAAACCACUCGAGAUGCAUUACCAGUGUUUGAGGAGGUGGCUAGGCUGCAGAGCUCCAUGAUCUUCCAGGCUGCCAGUGCAUUGGAUUUCCGAGCAGACAUGAUGGGCAGCAUCAAUAUGCUCCUGUGUGGAAAGCAGCCUGACGUCAAUAUGAGCCGCAGCUCACCUCCACUGACGGACAGCAAGGAGCCAGUCUCCAUUGCUGCGGGAAACAGCUCUGACGCUUUCUGUCAGACGCUGGUCGAGACCCUGGAAGAAACACCUGGCCUGCGCUUCAUCUGGAGCACCUUCAGACCGCUGCUGCAGGGGAAGGUCCUCUACACCCCCGACACCCCCGCUGCACACCUCCUGGUGAAAGAGGCAAACAGCACAUUCAACGCCUUGGCCCAGCUGAGAGAGCUCGCUGAGUCCUGGGAGGAAGUCGGGCCCCGGCUCUACAACUUCCUGCAGAACAGCUCUCAAGUCAACACACUACGGGCGUUGCUGGGGAAUCCGGUGUUUGCCGCUGUGUUGGAUCAGCGCCUCAACAGCACGGGGUGGACGUCCAAGCAGCUCACCAACUUCCUGUACAACGGGCCCCCGGAGGACCGCCCCCCCGGCAUGCCCCCCAACGACUGGAGAAACGUUUACAACGCCACCACCGACAUCCUGAAGCUGCUCUCCAACUUCCUGGGCUGUUUGGACCUCAAUAAGUUUGAGGCGGUCCCCACUGAGAGCCGUCUGUUGAGCAGAGCGCAGGAGCUCCUGGAGAACGAGACGUACUGGGCCGCGUUGGUGUUUGAGAACCUGCAGCCCAACGCCAGCCUCCCCCCGCCCUACGUCAAGUACAAAAUCCGUAUGGACAUCGACGAGACCGAGGGCACCACCGAAAUAAAGGAAAGGUCAUGGUCUCCGGGUGCCCGGGACAACCCCCUUAACGACCUGCGCUACAUCUGGGGAGGCUUCUCCUACCUGCAGGACAUGAUGGACCACGGCAUCAUCCGGGCGCACACCCACAGCACGCAGCCGCUUGGGGUGUUCGCGCAGCAGAUGCCCUACCCGUGCUACGUGGAUGACGUCUUCAUCCAGAGCAUCGGAGGCAUCCUUCCCAUGUUCCUAGUGCUGGCCUUCAUGUACACCGUGUGCAUGACCAUCAAAGGCCUUGUGCUGGAGAAGGAGCUCCGCCUGAAGGAGGUGCUGCGCGCCGUGGGCAUUCAGAACGGCGCCCUGUGGGCCGCCACGUUCUGCGAGAACAUGGUUCUGCUCAUGGUGCCAUGUGCUCUCAUAAGCAUCAUGGUGAAGUACGGUAAGGUUCUGCAGUAUAGCGACCCCUCGGUGAUCUUCGUCUUCCUGCUGGUGUUCUGCCUGGCCACCGUCACGCAGUGCUUCUUCAUCAGCGUCUUCUUCUCCAAGGCUAACCUCGCGGCGGCGUGCGGCGGCCUCAUCUACUUCGUCCUCUACCUGCCGCACGUCCUCUGCUACGCCUGGAGGGACGUCAUGGGCUUCGAGGUCAAGGUGGCGGUGAGUCUGCUGUCCUGCGUGGCGUUCGGGUACGGCUGCGAGAACUUUGCGAAGUACGAGGAGCAAGGCAUCGGGAUCCAGUGGUCCAACAUCCUCCAGAGCCCGGAGGAGGGCGAGAGCUACACCUUCAUCGUCUCCAUCAUCAUGAUGCUGUUUGACGCCACCUUUUACUGGCUGCUCACCUGGUACAUCGAGAACGUCUUCCCAGGUCAGUAUGGGAUCCCGAAGCCGUGGUACUUCCCCGUCACCGCGUCGUACUGGUGUGGGACCGCCUCUGCACAUGAAGAUAAUGAAGACAUGUUUUAUAAGUGUAUGCAUGUUUUGUUUGCUUGUGUGUCUGCAGAGUAUCUGGAGAAAGCACCGUCCGAUAUGAAAGCAGGCGUCUCAAUCCGUAACCUGGUUAAAAUCUACAAGACGGGGAAGAAGCUGGCGGUGGACGGCCUCAGCAUGGACUUCUACGAGGAUCAGAUCACGUCUUUCCUCGGACACAACGGAGCCGGGAAAACCACCACCAUGUCCAUCCUGACCGGCCUGUUCCCUCCUACAUCGGGAACAGCUCUGAUCAACGGAUACGACAUCCUGUCUGACAUGGACUCCAUCAGGAAGUAUCUGGGAAUGUGCCCGCAGCACAACGUCUUGUUCAAUGAGCUGACAGUGGAGGAGCAUAUCUACUUCUACGCCCGUCUGAAGGGACUCAGCCGCCAGGAGGUGCAGACGGAGAUGGAGCAGAUGAUUGAGGAUGUUGGUUUACUGCACAAGAGGAAGGAUCUGGCUAAGAACCUGUCAGGCGGGAUGCAGAGGAAGCUGUCUGUUGCUAUAGCGUUUGUCGGCGGCUCAAAAAUCGUCAUCCUGGAUGAACCCACAGCGGGUGUGGACCCCUACGCCCGCAGGGGGAUCUGGGACCUGCUGCUCAAAUACAAACAAGGCCGCACCAUCAUCCUGUCCACACACCACAUGGACGAGGCGGACAUCUUGGGGGAUCGCAUCGCCAUCAUCUCCAACGGGAAGAUGCGCUGCUGCGGCUCCUCGCUCUUCCUGAAGAAGUGCUUCGGCAGCGGCUACUACCUGACGCUGGUGCGAGAGGGGAGCGUCAAGAUGGCGGCACAGAGAAACGGGAUCAUUCAGAGUCAGGUCAAGGAUGUACCGACAGAGAAAGACUUCACCUCUCGCAGCAGCAGUCCAGAUGACGGCAUCGGCAGUCAGACCUGGGCCAACUCGGACCCCUCAGACGUGUCAGAUGUUGGUCAGAUUGUGCGGCGCUACGUCCCCGGGGCCGUCUUCCUGGAGAGCAUCGGCCAGGAGAUCACCUUCGUGCUGCCGUACGCCGGAGCCAGAGACGGGACCUUCGCUCUGCUGUUCUCAGAACUGGACCGGGCCUCCGCUGAGCUCGGACUCACCAGCUACGGCAUCUCCGACACCACACUGGAGGAGAUAUUUCUCAAAGUGGCAGAAGAAACCGGAGUGGAUUCAGAAACAACAAAGGAGCUGCUGGAGCGAGACUGCAGGAGAAACUCAUUCAAGAGGAGUAGCAUCUCCAGCGCCUCUGCAAAGAGAGAGUUAAAGGAGCAGUUCACAAGUAAAGUGGAAGACCUCCAGAGGAGCGCCAGCCUCAGUGGGCGGGGGUCCUCGGUCAUUGUCGGGGGGCAGCUGAUUAGAAGACAGUUCCUGGCGCUCUUCAUCAAACGCUUCCACCACGCCCGCCGCAGCCGCAAGGGCCUCAUCGCACAGGUGGUGUUACCUGCAGCCUUUGUGUGUCUGUCUCUGAUCUUCUCGCUCAUCAUGCCCCCCUUCACGGAGUACCCCAGUCUGGAGCUGCAGCCCUGGAUGUACGGGCUGCCUCAAACCACUUUUUACAGCAAUGAUGGUCCGGGUAAUGCAGAGGUGUCUAAGGUGGUGGAGACGCUGGUGAACAAUCCUGGCUUUGGCACUCGCUGCAUGACUGGAGACCCAAUACCGAAGCUCCCGUGUUCCUCGGCUGGCUCUGAUUGGUUCACUCCCCCGGUGGAUCCGUCCAUCACCGACAUCUUCCUGCAGGGGAACUGGAGCAUGGCCAACCCCUCCCCCUCCUGCCAGUGCAGCACACCUAAACGCACCAUCAUGUUACCUGACUGCUCCCCCGGAGCAGGAGGACUGCCCCCCCCUCAGAGGAUACAGAACACUACAGACACCUUGCUGGAUUUAACCGGACGCAACAUGACAGACUUCCUGGUGAAGACGUUUGAAAACUCGGGGAAGGCGAGGUUGGGAGGCCUUUCAGUCGGAGGAGUAAACUCUCAGGUCCGUAUGAGCGAGGCGGCGAUCGAAGCGUCAUUUAGAGAUCUCCGGGAGCUCAUCACUCCUUACCAGGAUAAUGUGACGGAUCAGAUCCUGCAGAAUGCCGAGGUGCUGCUGAAGAAGCUGGGAACCAGGGACAAUGUGAAGGUGUGGUUCUACAACCAGGCCUGGCACGGCAUGGCGUCCUUCCUCAGCGUGGCCAACAACGCCAUCCUGAGGGGCAACCUGCCUGCAGGAACGGACCCCCGCAGCUACGGCAUCUCCGUGUCCAACCACCCCCUCAACCUCACCAAGGCGCAGCUGUCCUACGUGGCCAUGGCCACGGCUUCCACCGACGUGGUGGUGUCCAUCUGCGUUAUCUUCGCCAUGUCCUUCAUCCCGGCCAGCUUCAUCCUCUUCCUCAUCCAGGAGAGGGUGAACAAAGCCAAACAUCUGCAGUUUGUCAGCGGAGUCAACCCCGCCGUGUACUGGCUGGCCAACUUCGCCUGGGACAUGUGUAACUACAUCGUCCCGUGCUUGAUCGUGAUCGUGAUCUUCCUCGGCUUCCAACAAAAAGCCUACGUUUCCCCCGCCAACCUUCCUGCUCUGAUUCUGCUGCUCAUAAUGUAUGGGUGGUCCAUCACCCCCAUGAUGUACCCCGCCUCCUUCAUCUUCAGCGUGCCCAGCACAGCGUACGUGGUGCUGACCUGCAUCAACCUCUUUAUCGGGAUCAACGGCAGCAUCGCCACCUUCGUCAUGGAGCUCUUUGAUGACGAUAAUGUGUCCCGCAUCAACGACAUCGUGAAGCAGGUGCUGCUCAUCUUCCCUCACUUCUGUCUGGGGAGGGGGCUCAUCGACAUGGCCAAGAACCAGGCCAUGGCCACGCUCUUCAGCAACUUCGGGGAGGACCGUUUCCAGGACCCGCUCAGUUGGGACAUGGUGGGGAAGAAUCUGUGCGCCAUGUCCAUCCAGGGAGCCGUCAUGUUCACCGUCACCAUCCUCAUCCAGUACAAGUUCUUCUGCAAGCCCCGGCUGGUUUCAGGGAAGUCUUUAUCAGGGGAGGAGAAGGAGGACGUCGACGUGGCGCGGGAACGAGAGCGUGUGCACGGCGGCGGAGCGCAGAACGACCUGCUGAGGAUCUGUGACCUCACCAAGGUGUAUUCUCGGAGGAGCACCCCCGCUGUGGAUCGGCUCUGUGUGGGUGUACCUGCUGCAGAGUGUUUCGGCUUGCUGGGAAUCAACGGGGCCGGGAAGACCACCACCUUCAAGAUGCUGACAGGAGACAUCCCCGUCUCCGGAGGGGAGGCUUUCCUAAACGGGUACAGCAUCCGGACGGAGAUGAGGGACGUGCAUCAGAACCUGGGAUACUGUCCUCAGUUUGACGCCAUCGACGAGCUGCUGACGGGGCGCGAGCACCUGGAGUUUUACGCCCGGUUACGAGGAGUCCCAGAGAAAGAGGUCGCAAAGGUGGCAGAGUGGGGGGUGCAGAAGCUGGGGCUGGUGAAAUACUCCAACAAGUCUGCAGGGACGUACAGCGGCGGGAACAAACGCAAACUGUCCACCGCCAUCGCGCUCAUCGGCUGCCCUCCUGUCGUCUUCCUGGACGAGCCCACCACAGGCAUGGACCCUAAGGCCCGGCGCUUCCUGUGGGACUGCAUCCUGAGCGUCAUCAAGGAGGGACGCUCCGUCAUCCUGACCUCUCACAGCAUGGAGGAGUGUGAAGCUCUCUGCACCCGCAUGGCCAUCAUGGUCAACGGUGCCUUCAAGUGCCUCGGGAGCAUCCAGCAUCUGAAGAGCAGAUUCGGUGAUGGCUACACGGUGACGGUGCGUGUGGGCGGCUCCCCCCCCGCUCUGAAGCCGGUGGAGGACUUUGUGCAGCAUGGGUUCCCAGGCAGCGUGCUGAAGGAGAAGCAUCACAACACGCUGCUGUACCAGCUGCCCUACACAGAGGGGGCGCUGGCACACAUCUUCAGCCAGUUCACCUGCCACCAGCUGCGCCUGCAGGUUGAGGACUACUCCGUCUCCCAGACAACACUGGACCAGGUGUUUGUGAACUUUGCGAGGCACCAGCAUGUGGAGGACGACGCUCGGACCUUCGACAACGCCGUGGACACUUCAGACGAGCUGCCGCUGCAGGCUGUGAAAACUCAAGAGGAACACCUGAAACAAGUCUGAACACAUUUCAAUUUACUCUGGCAGAGGGAUGACGUUUCUGCACAGAUAUAUUCAAAAAUGACACAUUUAAAUGUUUGUCUUCCAUCGCCAUUUGUACCCAAUCAUCUCUUACUUAACCAAUCUUAAUCUAGCCUUAUCGUGAGUAAUCAAACCCUUCAUCCUUGUUUCAUUCAAGUGAAAGAAUACUCUUUUAGCAGUUUUAAAUAUUUGUUUUAUAUUUGGUCAGUGGAAAGAGAAACUGCAGACAAAGAAAGGAUAAAAUGUAUGUGUUUAUUUCCAAUUUAAAACAAGUAAGGAUAUUGAAAUGAGUCUUAAAUAGGAGAACAUUUCAAAAAGAGUUGGUGAAUGCACUGUUAUCAAGAGAAAAUACCAUUUAGAAAACUAGUAAGCCUUAAGGACAACAUUAUUUCAACGUGUCUGCAUCAGGAAAAAUCUUCUUCCUAAGGUCACUGCACUGAUUAAAGAGUAAUCAAACACUCUUACUGCACUUUUACAGGUUUUCUAAUCAACUUUAAAGACUUAAUUCCGGAAGAAAAUGACUUAAUUUUAAGGAUGCUUGUCUGGGUUUUCCCUUUCCUGUAGUGUGUUGUACUAAUUUGGAGCACUUGCGCUUCUAUAGGCUAGCACUCCAACACAUUGACAUCUCUAAGCGGUUGACCAAUCAGAGCAGACCUGGUGAACAUGUCACAGUAGAAGCACAAAAUACUAACAUGAGCAUGAUAGGGCAUCUUUUAGGAGAUGUUUGGUAUAUAUAAGGUUUAGUUUGCAGUAUAUUGGAGUAAUAAUCCUCUAAAAGCUUCACACACUGCACAGGAUGCCUCGGGAUCAAACUUUAUUUGAAAUGAUAUUUGAAAUUAGUUUACAUUUGCUGCUGGUUCUAAUGAUGCACCACAGUUAGUUGCUACCUCAUAUUUCCCACUCUUAUAUGUCUGCAGAAUAUCUAAUGAAUGUAUCCAACAGAUUCAUAUUUAAUGACAUCUUUAAGGCAUUUUCUUGUGAAAUGUAUUUUAUUUAUCGCUUCUUCUUCUUUGCAGAAUCUAAAUAACAUAUGACCAGAAGAGAACUGUCAUAAUAUUACAUAAUUAAAUAAAUAUAUACAUAUUUAUUCACAACGUGCCUUCAAACACCAGCAUGCCUUAGAUGUGUAAACAACAUCAUAAUAUGCAACUAUAUAGAACAUUUAAUUGUGAUUUUUGAUCUUUAUUUUAAUUUCCUUAUUGUGUUCACCAUUUAGAAAGUGCAGUUUACAGUGAUAGUCUGCAAAAAUACCACUGACAACAAACAUGUCACUUCUGCAUAUCUCAGGAAUGUGUUUAUGUGCAAUUUGCCUCAGGAAAAUCUACAUGUAGUUAUUUAUAAUAAAUCAUACUUGUGUGUACUGUACAAUAUUUACAGAUUGUCUCAAAGAUUAAAAAU
Messenger RNA from Trematomus bernacchii (emerald rockcod), 8321 nucleotides. RefSeq names its product phospholipid-transporting ATPase ABCA1-like. The transcript has 50 exons. Gene Ontology annotation, biological process: lipid transport; transmembrane transport. The coding region runs from base 171 to 6905 and encodes 2244 amino acids. NCBI's taxonomy places the organism in Eukaryota, Metazoa, Chordata, Actinopteri, Perciformes, Nototheniidae. The record is from RefSeq and is a predicted model, not a curated record. Gene Ontology annotation, molecular function: ABC-type transporter activity; ATP binding; ATP hydrolysis activity. Gene Ontology annotation, cellular component: membrane; intracellular membrane-bounded organelle.